Erythranthe guttata (spotted monkey flower) is the source of this 525-nucleotide messenger RNA. Lineage: Eukaryota; Viridiplantae; Streptophyta; Magnoliopsida; Lamiales; Phrymaceae. The record is from RefSeq and is a predicted model, not a curated record.
AUGGAGGGGUUGCUCGAAGGAAAUUCUAGGAGAAUUAGGAAGGAAGUUCGUUGGCAACCACCAGAGGCAGAUUUGGUGAAGCUGAAUUUUGACGCCUCUGUCAAUGCCGUCGAUGGAGUGUGCGGUCUUGAAGUGAUAGCUCGGUCGGAGUCCGGAGAGUGUGUUGGUUGGCGUACAAAAUGCAUUACACAACAUCUUGAACCAACCGCGGCUGAAGCUAAAGCAGCUUUAAUGGCGAUUGAACUGGCUCGAGAUAACAAUUGGCAGAGGAUUGUACUUGAAGGGGACUCGAGUGUUGUCAUCGCCGCGGUCAGAGAAUCAAAUUGCAACGCAGACUAUGGCACGAUUGUUAGUGAUAUUAUCCGAAUAGGUUCUACGCUAACGGUGUUCAGAGCCCAACAUAUCGCUCAGGAAGGCAAUAAGGCGGCGCACGAGAUUGCAGGAUUAUCGAAAAAUGAAACUUAUGACAUGUUAGUAUUACCUGACAGUAUUUGUUCUAUUAUCUCUGCCGAUUUGGCUUUAUAA